AUGGGGAUUGUGAAGAUGCUGCUGCAUUUCAGGUGGACAUGGAUCGGUCUCCUUGCUCCAGACAGUGACAAAGGAGAACAAUUCCUGAGGACUUUGACCCCUCUGAUCAUCACGAGUGGGAUUUGCAUUGCCUUCAUGGAAAGCAUUCCAGAAUUGAAUGACGAACGCAAGAUGUUAAGUUUCCGGAAGUCUUCAUUUUUCAUGCAAAGAAAGUCUAAUGUAGCUGUUUACUAUGGGGACUCCCACACCAUGAUCAUGCUGGGAUUGAUGAUCAAAUAUACUGAAAGAACAAAAAAAUCCAUUGUGGGGAAAGUUUGGAUCACAGUAGUCUUGCAUGACCUCAGCUUGAGGUGCUUUUUCAAAUAUUUUGAUCUCCAGCACAUCCAUGGUUCUUUUUCCUUUUUGAUCCAUGCAAACACAAAGACCAAAUAUGACAAUUGGAAUUCCUUUCUUUUGACUCUCAAUAAAAUUGGGGAGGGAGCAUUUCAUUGUUCAUAUUCAAAUCAUGGGUUGUCUGUGAAAGGUGGGGAAAGAUGCAGAGAGAAAGAGGAAUGGGAGCCACCAUCCCAGGAUGAGCUAGAAAGUAUCCUGUCUCAAGAGAGCUACAGCAUUUACAACUCGAUCCAGGUGGUGGCACUUGCCUUGAAUGCGGCCUACUUGUCCAGAUCUAAUCGGAGGUCAAGUAGAGGCUGGCUGAGACUUCAGAAGCUGAAGCCAUGGCAGCUUCAUCCUUUCCUCAGAAACUUCCAGUUUUUUAAUCAUUCCAUGGAAGGAGUCUCUCUUGACAAGAAUGGAGACAUGGCCGUCAACUUUGAUAUUGUGAACUGGAUGGUGAAACCCAAUCGGUCGAUUGUUCGAAUUAACGUUGGCAGAGUAGAGAGACAAACAUCAGCAGAGAUCACGUUCACCAUCGAUCAGGAUGCCAUUGUGUGGCCCAGAUGGUUUAAUGAGGUUGGCAGUCUGUCAUCCCUGGCCAGUGCCCCAGCCCUUCUGAGGAGCAUGCAAGCAUAUCGUGCAGAUGCAAGUCAUUGCGAUAAAUGUCCAGAAGAUCAGCAUCCAAACCAGAUCCGAGAUCAAUGUGUCCCCAAGCACAUAACCUUCCUGUCCUAUGAAGAACCUUUGGGGUUCAUCCUAAAUUUCUUUACUCUUUCCUUCACGCUAAUCACAAGUUUUGUUUUGGGAAUCUUCAUUAAAUACUUAGAAACUCCAAUCGUCAAAGCCAACAAUCGGGACCUCUCGUACGUUCUCCUCAUCUCCCUCCUGCUUUCAUUUCUCUCCUCUUUUCUCUUCAUGGGUCAGCCCCAGAAGCUGACCUGCCUUCUCCGACAAACUGUCUUCAGCAUCAUCUUCUCCAUUGCCGUCUCCUCUGUGUUGGCCAAGACUGUCACUGUGGUGGUUGCCUUCAUGGCCUCACAGCCAGGCAGUAGGAUGAGGAAAUGGCUGGGGAAGAGCUUGGCAAACUCCAUUGUCUUUUCCUGUUCCGGUAUUCAGGUGGGCAUCUGCACUCUCUGGCUGGGCAUCUCUCCCCCCUUCCCAGACUCUGACAUGCACUCCCAGGCUGGACAGAUCAUCCUGCAAUGUAACGAAGGGUCUGUCACCAUGUUUUAUGCUGCCCUCGGCUACAUGGGCUUCCUGGCUGCAGUCUCCUUCUUGGUGGCUUUUCUGGCCAGGAAGCUGCCUGGGGCGUUCAAUGAAGCCAAGUUGAUUACCUUCAGCAUGUUGGUGUUCUGCAGUGUUUGGGUGUCCUUUGUGCCCACCUACCUGAGCACCAAGGGGAAAUACAUGGUGGCUGUGCAGGUCUUCUCCAUCUUGGCCUCUAGUUUGGGCUUACUGGGCUGCAUCUUCCUUCCCAAAUGCUACAUUAUUAUACUGAGGCCUUAUCUGAAUACAAAGGAACACCUAAUGAUGAAACAUAAUAGCUUCUUUAAAGGGAGUGGAUGA
Molecule: messenger RNA, 1941 nt
Organism: Euleptes europaea (tarantolino)
Lineage: Eukaryota; Metazoa; Chordata; Lepidosauria; Squamata; Sphaerodactylidae
Product: vomeronasal type-2 receptor 26-like
Exons: 4
Coding region: 1-1941 (646 amino acids)
Biological process (GO): G protein-coupled receptor signaling pathway
Cellular component (GO): membrane
Molecular function (GO): G protein-coupled receptor activity
Source: RefSeq, a predicted model, not a curated record